AUGAGUCUACAUUAUCCUCUUCUCAAUGACAUUUCAACUGUGGCUGUUUUUGAGCUGAACCUCAAACGUAUCAAAGAUCGACUGCUUAGGAGGGCCCGAAAUCUCAGGCUCAAUGAGGUACAGAUAUGUGUCUUUGCUUCCCAAUAUUGGCGGGACUAUCCGAAGGCCAGAUGGAACGGACGCCAGGUCCGCAACGCUUGUCAAACGGCCCUAGCGUUGGCGGAGUUCGAAGCCCAAGGGGGAAACCACCAGGCGGUGUUAGAUCCAGGCGCUGUCAUCGAUCUAGAGGUCAAGCACUUCCAAACCGUGUCCGAUGCUUACCUCGGCUUCAUGGAAUACCUGAAGGAUAUAUACGGUGCCGAUGCAGACGAGCGAGCUUAUGAGCAAUCCCUACGCGCGAAGACCAAAGACCCCACUGCGCCGAAAAUGAACCCUCUCUCGACGAGGGAGACGCCGUCUGUACCGAGUGGGAAUACACCAGCGAAUUUUCAAGGACCAACUCAGAUGUUCCAGAAGCCAAGCGGAAAAGGAAUGGGUGGCGUGCCGUCUUUCAACCCAGCUUACUACGGUCAACCGAUGGGACCGGGGUACCAACCCAAUCAUGGCUUUGCGCCCUCUCAACCCAUGGGUAGCACGCCGCAAAUGAUCCCGCCGGGCCAAGGCCAAGUCUGGCAGAACAUGAGCUCGCGCGCCGCAUACCAUGCGAUCCCCGGGAGUCAGCAUCCAAACAUGCCAAAUCCGAAUCUAAUGGCGCCGCAGGGGCAAGGUUGGCAGCAGAUGGGGCAAGGACCUGCAGGCCAGCAAUACCCGGGCCACAUGAACGAGUUUGGUGUACAGUCACACCCCGGUCACAGUCAGCCGAGCACGGCGCAUCACGAGCAAGAUCCAAGGAAUGUUUCCCAGCAAGACGGUGCCCCGAAACUUUGGCGAUCCAAGGGCCAGGACCGGGCUAGGGGGGCAUGUCUACCUCGACCACCGGCCGGAACCCAACUUCUUGAGCGGGUGGAUGGCGAGGAUGAAAGGACGCAGCCGCGCCUCGAGCACCAUGCAUGUGUAGAUAAAGCCAGCGGUCGAGGAUGCGGGCGAAAUCCAGAGUCCAUGAUAAGAGGGUAG
This is a messenger RNA of Anthostomella pinea, 1113 nucleotides long. Lineage: Eukaryota; Fungi; Ascomycota; Sordariomycetes; Xylariales; Xylariaceae. The record is from the annotation of a GenBank genome assembly.